CACACACACACACACGUACACACACACUGUCUGCUUUCAGCUCUGCUGGGACAGGGACACACUCAAUCCGGAAUCCUCGGAGUAGGAUCGCUGUAUCCGAGACUUGGAGAGAACUUCUUUCACUUCGACUUUUUUCCAUACAAUGUGAGGAAAUGGCCGAGCGAAGGAGUGACUGGGUGGAGAUUUUGGAGCCGCGCUCACGCGAGCGCAUGUACGUCAACCUGGUGACGGGCGAGUGCGGCUGGGAGGCACCGGCCGGCGUGAACGUCCGACAGUCGGACGGUAACCAGUGGUGGGAGCUGUUUGACAACCACAACAACCGUUUCUAUUACUACAACUCCACCAGCCAACAGACAGUGUGGCACCGGCCACAGGCCUGCGACAUCGUGCCACUGGCACAGCUCCAAGCCAUCAAGAAGAGCUCCGAGGCCGAGCUCAGGGGCCAUGGGAACAGCGGGAGGAACACCCUGGUGGCCGCAGUGGUUUCACCCAACUCGACCGCCUCUCAGGAGCUAGACAGCAGCAGGGAGACGCCAUCGUUAAAAAGCAGAGGGGGCAGUUUGGAGAAGAGGAGCGAGGGCAGCAGAGAGCCAAAUCCGAGAUGGCAGCCUGCUCCAGGCUCCAAGGCGGCCAUGUUGGUGAAAGUAAGCGGCAGUGGCCGGAACCAGCACACCACCCCUGCUAGCCCCCGCCCCCUUAUUCAUUUGAGCCUGCCCACCAGCAACACCCCCUCUCCUAUUCCCACAUACCCCAACAGGACUGCCUCCUUUGGCAAGAUGGACCCCAAACAGUCCUUACAUCUCCUCAAGAAGGCAGACAGCGGCAACUUCAGCAUGGGGAUGCCCAGCUCUGGCGCCCCCUCAUCUACAAAUGCUCUCCGCCCUUCUUCCCCUCAGUACGCAGCCACGCCCCCUGUGCCAAUCUACGAUGAGCCUCCGACUUCAGAUCCACCUAUUUAUGAUGAACCACCAGCUGACAUGGAGGUGGAAGGGGCCGACUACUUGACCCACGACCCUUAUAGACCUACGCAAAGCAUGCCACGAUUGGCUCCACCCCCUAAACUUCUCCAGUUCCCCCAAGCCAAGCACAAGCGCCAUCCGUCGGCUGGGGAGUACAGCGCAGCUGGGCGCGAAUGCAUCAAGCACAUGGUGAAUGUGGACCUCCAGCAAGGAGAGAGCCCAAAAGAAGAGGUUUCCCUGGAGAAGAAGCAGCCAUGGCACAGCCGUCAGAGCAGCCUGGCAUCUCAGGAGUACCCACCACCCUCCACUGUCACCUACCAGGACUCGGGCUACUCGACGGGGCCCUCUCCGAGUCUGCGCAGGAAGAACCGCAGAAGAGCGGUUCCAGGGCACGGGGCAGGAAGUGGCAGCGAUCUCAGUGACAAGCUGAUGGCUGAGAUGAAGGUGGCUUUAAUGAGCUCAGAAGGUUCACUGAAAAGCACAACGCUGCCUGGACCAAUUUCAGGCUCAGGAGAGGACACUAUGGGCAGCGAGCGUUCACUGUACAGCAGGCACGGAGACGCGACGCUGACUUCGACUGAGGGGCUAGCAGGGGGGCAGAAGAGGACGUACGAGAAGGUGGACUCGUUGGAGAAGAGUGAAGCGUCUCACACUAGCCUCUCCUCUCCAGAGCCACCUGCAUCACCCUCACAGGCAGGAACACUGGAAUCCAAAAGCCAGCCGGACUUCCGCUCUCAACACGGAAAAGACCGCAACGAUGAGGUAACAGUUCAUGGCACCACUUCCGUCUCCUCACUUCCUGCCCUCCAGGUGCAUACCCCCACCUCUGGUGCCACCUACCAAUACCCUUACUCUACCCUAUGCAAGCCACCGAUCGAUGUGGAUAUGGAAGCAUGGGCUACCAAGAACCUGAACCAGCACACGCGAGGCCUGCUGCGCCGACGCGUCUCCAUCGCCACCAUGCUCUCCUGGAGCAAUGCUUCCAUCAGGAAGCCUAUGCUGAUCACGAGCGACCGUGCCAUCAAGAAAGAAGCCUGCGACAUGUUUAAGCUGGUGCAAGCGUACAUGGGAGACCGGCAAGUGACACGCCUCGACCGCCGCCAUGUCGCCCUUCAUGUAGUGACCAAGUGCUGGAGCAUGCAGGGCCUGAGGGACGAGCUGUAUGUUCAGCUGAUCCGACAGACCACGGACAACCUGAACCUCAGCAGCCUCUGUGCCGGCUGGGAGCUCAUGGCCAUCAGCCUGGCCUUCUUCUCUCCAUCACCCAAGUUCAGACGCUAUCUUGAGGGAUACAUCCAGAGACACCUGGAGCCCAGUCAUGACAAGAAGAUAUUACAGAGGAUUGUGGAACAACAGGACAUAAAGAACAAGAAGAACUCGAAGUCCAGGAAGAAGAGGAAACAGAACAAUGAAGAAGAGGAAGAACAGGGUACAUGUCUGCCAAUCAGCACUUACGCCAAAUACUGCUACCGCAAGCUGCAGAAAGUUGCUGUGACUGGGGGUAAAAAGGGUCUGAGGAAACCUACCCUGGAUGAGAUUGAUCACGGGAGGAACGCCAUAGUGACGCCCUCACUGUUCGGAAGCGCUCUGGAGGAGAUCAUGGAGAGGCAGAGCCAGCGCUUCCCUCAGAGGAGGCUGCCCUGGGUGCAGGUGCAGCUUUCUCAGUGUGUUCUGGCACUCGGUGGAGCACAGACCGAGGGCAUUUUCAGAGUCCCAGGAGACAUUGAUGAAGUGAAUGCCCUCAAAUUACAGGUGGACCAGUGGAAAAUUCCCGAAAAUCUCUCUGACCCUAAUGUUCCUGCAUCACUGUUAAAGCUGUGGUACAGGGAGUUGGAGGAGCCUGUGAUUCCACAGAGUUUCUAUAUGCAGUGUAUCAGUCACUAUGAGGAUGCCGAGGCAGCUAUCAGCGUAGUGCAGGCUUUACCAGAGCUUAACAGACUGGUACUGUGUUACUUCAUCCAUUUCUUACAGGUUUUUGCACAGCCAGUGAAUGUAAGCAAGACUAAGAUGGACGUGAACAAUCUGGCCAUGGUGAUGGCGCCUAACUGCCUGCGCUGCCAGUCAGAUGACCCCCGCAUCAUAUUCGAGAACACGCGCAAAGAAAUGUCUUUUCUCCGCAUCCUCAUUGUGCAUCUGGACACCAGCUUCAUCAAGGACCUUGUGUGACCUUUACGCUAUGACAGUUCGUCUCCCUGCUCAUCCGUGUGCUCAUGGGUGUCUCUUUCUUUACAGGGUUCGGUUCUAUGGCAUUGUCGCCUGUUAGCUAUGGCCAUGUCAGUGCUUUAUAACUCUGAGAAAAGAAAAAAAAAAAGACAUGCUGAGGUCUUGAGGAAAGUGAUGGAUAACCAUGUUUGCUUGUUCAGUUUCUUAGCUAAAACCUCCAAAUACGAAUCACCAGCAAAUGACUCACUGAUUCACCGAAUACCAGCAUUCUCCUGAGGUUUUCGCCUGUUUGACUGGGAGUCAUUUUGAGUGAAACUUUGUAGCAGAUGCCACUGUAAUGACUGAAUCGAUUCAGAAAUAAAUCUUUUUCAAUGGCAGA
This is a messenger RNA of Hemibagrus wyckioides, 3501 nucleotides long. RefSeq names its product Rho GTPase activating protein 46b (gene arhgap46b). Gene Ontology annotation, cellular component: cytoskeleton; cytoplasm. Bases 153 to 3125 code for a protein of 990 amino acids. The record is from RefSeq and is a predicted model, not a curated record. Gene Ontology annotation, molecular function: protein binding; GTPase activator activity. Gene Ontology annotation, biological process: signal transduction. The transcript has 10 exons. Lineage: Eukaryota; Metazoa; Chordata; Actinopteri; Siluriformes; Bagridae.